UGAAGGUGCCGCUUGUCGUGCCUCUUGGAGAUAAGAUAAAGAAACCGGCAUAUGCAGCGAGCGGAAGGGUACACUGAAACAAACCGCUGAAAGAACAAAAGCGUUCACAAUGGAACACAAAUCAUUCGUCAGCGGGAAUCGACCCGCGGUCAGUUCAAUUCUGUCGGCGGCGUCGGCCGGUUGUGCUUCGCUGUUCGAAGGUUGUAGCACCAUGAAGGCUGGUAUUCUGUUCGGAGCUCUCGCGCUGGCGUGCCUGAUGGUGGCCCUGGUCGGUGGGAGCGCAUCGGUUUCGAAGUGUCCGCGAAACGCCGAAGUACGCCGGGUGAUACUGGACGUGGACGCCGGUGGAGAUGAUGCCUGGGCGUUGAUUUUGUUGCUGAUGAACGAACAGAGGUACAACAUUUGUGUCGAGGCAGUAACCUGCACCCACGGCAAUGCUGCCGUAUCGGAUGUGGCAGUGAAUGUGUUGCGCAUUCUGGAAGGUCUAAAUCGGCUCGACGUUCCGGUGUUCCUGGGUGCCGCGGAAUCGCUAAUUACAUCCACGGCCAACGGAAACGAUUCUCUCCAUUUUUGGGGCAAAAAUGGGUUUGGCGAUGCUGAGUUCGAUUCGGAUCCUUCUACGGACCACCUGGGAUCGGUCCACGCAGUCCAGAAGAUGUACGAAUUGUUUACUUUGCACCCCAACAAAAUUACGCUUCUCGCGGUGGGACCUCUCACGAAUGUGGCGCUGCUGUUCCGGAUGUACCCGGAGGUGAGGAGCAAAAUCGAAGCCUUGUACAUACUGGGAGGCAAUAGACACGGAGUAGGCAACACGGCAGUAGCGGCAGAGUUCAACUUCUACAACGAUCCAGAAGCGGCCAACAUUGUGCUCAGCAGUUGGCCGAAGAUCGUGAAUGUGGUUCCCUGGGAGACGGUGGAUUUGUUGGGAUCGGCGUUCUUAACCCAGUGGCGCUUUGAUACGUUCGCCGAGACGACGAACCCUGCCAUUCAGAUGCUGAAUCGGAUUGAAGCGAUUGUUUAUGCCGGACAUACGGAGUGGACACCGUGCGAUAUGUAUGUGGCGGCCAUCUUCCUUAACGCCAGCAUCAGCACGUCGGUCGUGACGCAUCGGGCCGAGGUAGAGCUCAAUGGGCGCGUGACCCGAGGAAUGAUGGCCAUUUUGCAUCACAUCAAAGAGGAAGAGCAACACAAUGUGGCCAUCAUCGAUCGGAUCGACGACGAUCAGGUGCGGCGAAUGAUGGUGGCCUUGAAGGACUUUCCGGAGAAACUGGAGCGAAGUCGAUGCAAACGAUGCUGAUUGGAAAUCGAGGAAGGAUUGCAAAAAGGAUACAUUUACUUAACAAACUCACGUUUAGUGAGAUGAGUCCAUUCACACUGGUGAGUGCAUCUUAUCUCACGUUUCAUCUCAUUCGCUUUCAGGCUAACUUUGAUCAAACCAAUUUGAAAAAAGUUCUUUGUGAAUUAUUCCAACGUUUUCUGUGAGUAACAAAAAAAAGGAUUAAAAUCGUGUACAUUGCGAAUCACAUUAUCUGCUCCGUUCCCUAUUCAAGAUACAAUGUAUGGCGCGCAUAUUGCCACUUCUUUGGCCGGCGGCCACUAAUUAAAUAAUUUAAUAGCAAACACGAACUGUGUCUGCGGCGUGCCCGGUUCCGGUUUUGUGUUUGUGCAUUUCAUUACCAUUUUUGUGACCUUUAUGAGGUAAUCCACUAACGAAGCGUUUGUGGUAAGAGCUCCGUGCGGUUGUGGCUUGUGGCUACCACAUUUUUUUAUCUCCUAAUGUGCAAAACUUGUCUUGUACGCGGCCAACGUGGCGAACAAAUAAAUCUCUGUAUUUCAUUGAGAUGCAUAAUGCAAAAAAAACGCAAAUGAAAUCAUCACCACCGUGCUGCAUCCGGGAGGAAGGCACCGAGGACGGUGGGUCCGUGACGGCGUGCGUGGUGCCUGUUUGUUUUUAAUAUUCUUAUCUAAACACAGAAAUGUCUGAUCUAUUAUGAAAUUAUAAAAUUCGAAACGAAACAUCACGUGCGCCGGAGAGUACUCGGAAUGGUGACAGGUUCGCAUCCUCUCGGCCGGGCGCAAACGUGCGAAAAGCAUUCAGAAAACACCAGCCACAACAUCGUGUAAAUGCCGCCACGCAUCUGAGACCGGGAAAAAGGGCGGCCAACGUCUAAUAAGCAGCUACGGAAUCAAACAAAAAGGAUGAAAAACAUGAAAAGAAACAGUGACAAUAAAAAAAUGGGAGAUGAAUAA
This is a messenger RNA of Anopheles bellator, 2250 nucleotides long. RefSeq names its product pyrimidine-specific ribonucleoside hydrolase RihA-like. The transcript is spliced from 3 exons. Gene Ontology annotation, molecular function: hydrolase activity, hydrolyzing N-glycosyl compounds. The coding region runs from base 110 to 1297 and encodes 395 amino acids. NCBI's taxonomy places the organism in Eukaryota, Metazoa, Arthropoda, Insecta, Diptera, Culicidae. The record is from RefSeq and is a predicted model, not a curated record.